Messenger RNA from Racocetra persica, 244 nucleotides. NCBI's taxonomy places the organism in Eukaryota, Fungi, Glomeromycota, Glomeromycetes, Diversisporales, Gigasporaceae. The record is from the annotation of a GenBank genome assembly.
AUGCAAACUGAUGAUGAGGAGUUGUUUCUUAACCCCUGGGAAGAUGUGUAUAGCCCUGCUAUAUAUUUAAUCACUAUUGAAGAAAUCUCCACCCCUGAAAUUAAUCAAAAUCCUAAACUUACCCCUGCUAAAAUAGUUAACAAGUUAGUAAAAGUGAAAGCCUUAAAUGAAGAACAACAAACAGAAGUGCUACUUAUCUUGAAGAAAUUUGGCAACAUAUUCACUACAGGACUUGACCAAUUGG